Messenger RNA from Neltuma alba, 857 nucleotides. Its product is annotated as caffeoyl-CoA O-methyltransferase. Gene Ontology annotation, molecular function: O-methyltransferase activity; S-adenosylmethionine-dependent methyltransferase activity. The transcript is spliced from 5 exons. Bases 3 to 752 code for a protein of 249 amino acids. The record is from RefSeq and is a predicted model, not a curated record. NCBI's taxonomy places the organism in Eukaryota, Viridiplantae, Streptophyta, Magnoliopsida, Fabales, Fabaceae.
CAAUGACUUCCAUUAAGGGAGAGGAGCCAAAAACCCAAGGUUCGGGUCAACACAGAGAAGGGAAUCAUAAGAGCCUCUUGCAAAGCGACGCUCUUUAUCAGUAUAUACUUGAAACCAGUGUUUAUCCCAGAGAGCACGAGUGCUUGAAGGAGCUGCGAGACUUGACUGCGAAACACCCCUGGAACGUCUGUUCUGUGUCGGCUGACGAAGGCCAAUUUCUGAACUUGUUGCUCAAACUGAUGAAUGCCAAGAACACCAUUGAAAUUGGCGUCUUCACUGGUUACUCCCUUCUCGCCACGGCCCUUGCCCUCCCAGAAGAUGGGAAGAUAUUGGCUUUGGACAUCAACCGCGCAGAUUAUGAGCUGGGCUUGCCUGUGAUCCAAAAGGCUGGUGUUGCUCACAAGAUUGACUUCAGAGAAGGGCCUGCGCUUCCUGUUCUUGACCACUUGCUCAUAGACGAAAAGAACAAGGGGGCCUUCGAUUUCAUAUUUGUGGACGCGGAUAAGGAAAAUUACCUGAACUACCACAGGAGGGCCAUUGAGUUGGUGAAGGUUGGGGGACUGAUCGGCUACGACAACACCCUAUGGAACGGCUCUGUUGCGGAGCCACCAGAAGUACCUCAGCUCGAUUACAUCAAGUAUUAUCGUGUUUUUGUGUGGGAGCUCAACAAGGCCUUAGCCCGUGACUCUAGGAUUGAGAUUUGUCAACUUCCUAUUGGUGAUGGCAUUACCCUGUGCCGCCGCAUCAUCUGAUCCCUUAGUACUACUUGUUUUCAACUAUUUGCAUUAUGUACUACUCUAAUUAAUUUCUUUGUCAACAGCUCAAAUAUUAAGCAGGAAUAAUAAGGGAAAAAUAUA